This is a messenger RNA of Myotis brandtii (Brandt's bat), 531 nucleotides long. RefSeq names its product 4-trimethylaminobutyraldehyde dehydrogenase-like. The transcript has 2 exons. Bases 16 to 516 code for a protein of 166 amino acids. Gene Ontology annotation, molecular function: aminobutyraldehyde dehydrogenase (NAD+) activity; 4-trimethylammoniobutyraldehyde dehydrogenase (NAD+) activity. The record is from RefSeq and is a predicted model, not a curated record. Lineage: Eukaryota; Metazoa; Chordata; Mammalia; Chiroptera; Vespertilionidae.
UGACUGCUGUGGUGUAUGGUAACGUGUCUUAAAUCUAGUCUCUGCCGCCCACAGGAACGGACGGAUGAGAUCGCCACCGUGGAGAGCAUCAACAACGGCAAGUCCAUCUUGGAGGCCCGCCUGGACAUCGACACCUCCUGGCAGUGCCUGGAGUACUACGCGGGCCUGGCGGGGUCCAUGGCCGGCGAGCAUAUCCAGCUCCCAGGCGGGUCCUUCGGUUACACCCGACGAGAGCCGCUGGGCGUGUGCGUGGGCAUAGGAGCCUGGAACUACCCCUUUCAGAUCGCCUCCUGGAAGUCGGCCCCCGCGUUAGCUUGUGGUAAGAAAGAGUUGUCCUCCUCUGUGAGUAGGGUCCUCUGCGUGGCCUCUCCCCUCACCUGUGCGCGCACACACUCACAUACCCACACAUGCACACACACACACACACACUCACUCAUACUCUACCCGUCCUGGCAGAGCCUGGUAGAGGCAGUGGAAAUGCUUCCAAAACACAGUGGGGGCAGUGACCAUGAGUAAAAGGGAGGUGGUGCU